ACUCAGGUCGGUCUCGGUCUAUGGGGAAGCGGAGCCAUAACUUAUAAGCGCCUAUCGAGUACCGACGUGCUUUUGCAAGCGCAAGGUGAGGAGAGAGAGCGAUACGACCCGUCUCGUCUCAAUUAGAAGAAUCCAAGGCGACACGACACGCACGCCAGGAGCCAGCGAGUCCAAAACCAUCCGUCAAAAGAGGAAAUAAUGAAUGAACCGAAAUUUCUGAGCGAGGAAAAUCAAGUAGAACUACGAAUUUUCCCUUUUUAUUCCACCCUCCCUUCCGGUCGUUGUGGGAGGGAUUUCAAAAUCCAAUCCCUUCGAAGGGCUCUGAAGAAUGCAACAGUGCCUCUGUCAGUCAGACCCAGAUAGAUGACUUCUCCUUGAUUAGUAAUUCCUCACUCACAGGUAUGGAUUUCUAGGGUUUUGUUUGUUCGUUUCCCCAAACCGAUCCAAAUAGAUGGAACCCUGAAGUAUUAACCCAUGUUCUUGUCUGUAGCUUGAGAGAUCUUCGACUAGCUGGUAUUUUGUGGGUGUCAUGAUUGAAGGGGAAUUAGGGUUUUGUACAGUGUUUUUUACCCCAGCUUGCUUCACAAUUUUGGGGUUUAUUUGGUGUAUUUUUACCUCUUUCGUGUUGGCGUUUUUUUUUUUUUUUAAAUCAUUAGCUUUCGUGUGCUUGAUUUUUGAAAAACCUUCAAAAAGUUACGAUCGAUUGAAAGCAUGGAGUUCUGGAAUUAAGAAAGAAAUAAGAGAUUAGGGGAAUUUUGGGUUAUUGGAUUGGUUUGGGGAUGGCCGAUGCGGGAAAUGAAGACCAAAACAGGAGAAUGGAUUUGAAUUUGUAUCUGGGUCUUCCUCGUUCACCACGUCGUCGAGAAUUGGAUCUUGGGUCUGAUCUUGCUCUAGGCUCGCUACCCGUGUCAGGCGAGGCAGAAGUUCGUGGAUCAACCGAGAUGUCUGGUUAUGCAGGGCUCUCAGAUUCGCAUGCGCCCUAUUCCCCAUCACAUGCUUCACACUCCCCGAGUCCGCAGGCUGUUGAACCUCUUGACCGAAAUGAAAACUCAUCUUUCACCUAUCCUGAUUACUCUCCUCCGUCGCCGUCUUUUCCGUCUGCUUCUCAAGCGAUGCAACCUGGGGUUGAAUCUCUAGUUGGAGUAAGCAGGUCCCAUCCCGAGUAUAGCCCGUACUCGCCAUCCUAUGAUCCUGUUAUUCCAACAGCAGAAGCUCGCCUGGAACCUGCAGGACAGGGCGUAAAUGAUCCGAUAGACCAUGCUCCUUAUUCUCCAUCGUACGCUCCAGUGUCCGCAUCUGAGCAUGAAGACACUGAAACUGUGGUCCAUGAGGGUGGAAAUCAUGUGGAGUAUGUUCCAUAUUCACCCUCUUACGUGCCUGCAUCGUUGUCGCCCCCAGGUCCUUCAAGUGAACCAUUGAUCCAGGAAGAAAAUCCUCAUGUCCCCUAUAUCCCAGUUAGUCCAUCUGACCAGACUCACCAUGGCCAGUCUAGUGGGUUGGUACCUGAAGUAACAGGGUUUGGUGCAGAACAGGUAACUGCACAGGGUAGAGAUACUCCAGUUGGGGAUGGUUCUUUGCAGCGAGAGCUUCUUCAAUAUCCAGAGUUUCGUAUCCGGAGAUUGAUUGAGUUGAGCCGCAGAUGGGGGGUUAGGAGGUUCAGAUCCACAGUUCCUUACAAUCUCAGUCCUAACCUAGAUGCAAUUUCCUCAGAGAGCCAUGCUUUUCGCACUAUGGCAACAACUGAGGAAUCUAAUGAAGCAAAUGGUGAGAAUGAGAAAACAAGUUUGGAAGGCAGUGCUGCUCAGGAUAUCAAAGACGGAACGAAGGAACAAAGUAGUGGAACCACGAGUUUUGAUUGCAAUAUCUGUUUGGAUGUGGCUAAGGAGCCAGUGGUUACUUCUUGUGGUCAUUUAUUUUGUUGGCCUUGUUUGUAUCAGUGGUUGUAUCUUCACUGUGACCAUAAGGAGUGCCCUGUAUGUAAAGGGGAGGUGAUUGAAUCAAAAAUAAUUCCUAUUUAUGGGCGAGGGAACUCUGAGAUGGGGGUUGAACAGAAGGAGCAGGAAGUGGGGAAUUCAAAUUUGAAGAUCCCUCCUAGGCCCCGUGGACACCGUUUUGAGAGUUUAAGGCAACAGAUAAGAAGACCACUAUCCCGAAGACUGGAAGAAAUUGGCUCAUGGAGGCUUAUUUUUGGUGAAGAAACACACAGUGGAAAUAGAGAAGGGCAAGAGGAGCCAAGCACACAGAGGAUUGUUGAUGGGGUUAGACGUAGCCGUAGAAUUGCCAGGUUUAUGGAAACUCAGCGGUUUCAUAUGGGGGAUGGUUUGGAAAGUAGAUUCAACUUGAGGGGAAAUGAAACAUCUAGAAAUGCUAUUGAGAUGGCUUUAAACUACACACAAAGUGGUAACUUGCCUCCUGAAGGGCUUCAUGGGAGUGAAUCAAGAAGUACACCGCCUGCUAUUGCACGACAUGGAAUUAGCUUCUGGCCUGGGCAUCCUUUUUACAGUGUUCCUAUUUCUGAGAGAUUGGCUGCUCUAGCUGCUGAUGUUGCAGGGAGGAUACAAGACAGUAGUAACCAUUCUGGUGCCUCAGCAUCUGUGGAUCCACAGGAUUCCAAUGCUAAUGUUCAAAGCACCAGAGAAGCAACAGUUGCUGCAGAUCAAGUUUCUGCUUCAAGCACAAUGGCUGUGAUACAGGGUGAUGCUGGGGUUCCUGUUGACGCCCCGUCAGAGCCGAACAGUGGGAGUUCUUCUCGUAGCUUCAGACGAAGAAGGAGAAAUAGUGUGUCUGGAUCUCUAGAUGUAGAUGGAGGUGUUCAUCAUGUGCGUAAAAGGAGAAGACUAAACUAAAUUUGAAUUUUAUUACAGAAUAACAAUAUCCAAAUAAAAUUCUUAGCUCUUUUGUUUGUGAUAUGGGUACAUGAGUUGUCUUCUAGAGGAUGUACCAUAAAUUAGUUUCAAAUGAUACUGUAUGAUGUUGUUGAUCAAUGUAAUUGCAUUUCAUUUUCAUCUUGGUUA
Messenger RNA from Nelumbo nucifera (sacred lotus), 3014 nucleotides. Lineage: Eukaryota; Viridiplantae; Streptophyta; Magnoliopsida; Proteales; Nelumbonaceae. The record is from RefSeq and is a predicted model, not a curated record.